GGGAGGGUAGGGCCGCACUUUACGUGGGCCUGCGUUGGUUGGACGGGAGGUGGGAGGUCUAGGGCUCUGCCUAGGCCGGGUUGAACUGAACCGUGCCGCUUCGGAGUGCAGGAGGCAGAAGGGGCGGGGUAGGGGGGUGGGGUGAGGAGGAACAGCAUGGCGGCGGAGCGCGAGCCACCCAACGCUCAGCUGCGCCGCCGUCGCCGCCACCGGAGUGUCCGGGAACUAGUGGCCUUCGUGUGUCAGUAGCCAGCCUGCAUUCCCCCCUCCCACCCCGGCCGUCUUGUCUGCUGCAGCAGUCGCUACCUGCCUGAGGGUUACGGGCUGGACAGCCGGGUGGCCCUCCGGACCACACCAGCCAGCUGGCCGGGGCAAUGGAGGACGUGAAGUUGGAGUUUCCCACCCUACCGCAGUCCAAAGAAGAUGCCGAGGAUUGGACCUAUCCCAUGAGGCGAGAGAUGCAGGAAAUUUUACCUGGAUUGUUUUUGGGCCCAUAUUCUUCAGCUAUGAAGAGCAAGCUACCUAUACUACAGAAACAUGGAAUAACCCAUGUAAUAUGUAUAAGACAGAACAUUGAAGCAAACUUUAUUAAACCAAACUUUCAACAAUUAUUUAGGUAUUUGGUACUAGAUAUUGCAGAUAAUCCAGUUGAAAAUAUAAUACGUUUUUUCCCAAUGACUAAAGAAUUUAUUGAUGGAAGUUUACAAACAGGAGGAAAAGUUCUUGUCCAUGGAAAUGCUGGAAUUUCCAGAAGUGCUGCCUUAGUUAUUGCAUACAUUAUGGAAACAUUUGGAGUGAAAUACAGGGAGGCAUUUACAUAUGUUCAAGAAAGAAGGUUCUGUAUUAAUCCUAAUGCUGGAUUUGUCCAUCAGCUUCAGGAAUAUGAAGCCAUUUAUCUAGCAAAAUUAACAAUACAGAUGAUGUCACCACUGCAACUGGAAAGAUCAUUAUCUGUUCAGUCUGGUACUACAGGCAGCUUGAAACGUACACAUGAAGAGGAGGAGGAAUUUGGAAAUAUGCAAGUUGCUGCUGCUCAGAAUGGAUGAUGGUGCCUCAGACCAACAUUAUAUAGUGUUUGAAUUCCUGUAUGUGAAGGGGAAAGUACAUUAAUAAUGUAAAAUGAGAAAAACACAAGUAGCUUCUUUUCAAUUACAUGUUGCUUCCAAAUGUCUUUCUCUGCAACUUGCUAAGCAACAUUUUAAGAAAAUGAUGGACUUCUUGAAUAGAUGGCACUGAUUGUUUUCUUUUUUUUUUUUUUUACACUUUACAGUUUUAUUAUAAAACAAGAUUUUUGGACUUGCAAAGAAGUAUUAUUGCAAUAAUGCACUUUUCAUACUUGAAAAUGUCUUUAUUUGUAUGAUAUAAAGUUAUUACUUUAAAACAAAAUGCAAGUUGGGGAGACUUGUUUAUAAAAAUUAUUUGUAAUUUAUAACAAUUUACUAAAGAAAAGUUUGUUAAUUCAUUUUGUGUUUAUACAUUUUUAAAAUAAUUUUGCAAUUCAGUUUUAUGGUAGAACUUCUUACAGAAAUAUUAAUGCAAGAAUCUGCCACAUUUUGAGUAAAAGUUUAUGUACCUUGAUCACCUCUUCAUGUUUGGAAACUUUCCUUGGACUUCUGCAAUAUACUUCAAAUCAUGUCAUUGGUUCAGCUUCCCUCAUCGCUGCAUUGGCUAAUCUAAUCUAUAUAAAACAUUUUUUGAAAAGAGGAAAAUACCUCCUUUUGCCAAGUCUGUAGCACUGGUGUUUUUGAAAAAAAGAUUGAGUUAGACGUUUCAAGUGAAUUUUCCUUUUUGGGUUUUCUUUUGGUGAAAGCCAGACGUAUCUGUGUUCUUUGGAAAAGCGUCUAGUCUUUUUCUUUCGUCCAGAACUAUUCCAAAUACAGGUUAUGACAUGUACACUAAUAUACUGGGUUUUUUUUUUAAUUCUAAGAAAUAUAAAAGUGCCUUCUAUUAUUUCUAAAAUUAGCUUUAUUGUGGCCUACAAAUUGGAUAGCACUUCAGAGCAGUGAAAAUGUUUGCAAAAAUUUUUAUUAUUUUUAGAUAUCUUAAGUUUUUAAACUGGAAGUAUAAAGCUUAUGGUAAAAAUUUGAGCAAAUUGUUUUGGACCACAUUCUUCCCAACCCAUUUUGUGCUAUCUUUUUGAGUAUAAGAUUCUCAGAUUGAAGCUUCUCUUUGCAGUGACCUUUGGAAUGGUUUCUGGAUCAAUUAAGUCUUUUAGACAAGCACAUUUUAUGGGUCUUUGGUUUUAAUAUUUGAACUUGCAAACAUAAAAGGUUAUAAGAUAGCAUGUAUGGCUUUUCCAGAACGUUGAAACAGAAGUGAAAUUUCUUUUCACCUUUUUAUUUUUGUUGGAUAGCAAAAACAAAACUUAACCCACUCUUCGCUUCUCUCAGUAUUUAUGUUUGAGUGCUUAAUGAAUUUUCUCUGGUAGGUACCUAUUAUGCCUUGUUAUUUUGGACUCUCCUUUUGUUUCUGUCCCAUCCUUCUCCCCACCCUCUCUAAACUCCGUGAAUAAUGCCAGUAAAAACAUACAUUAUUAAAACAUACAACAUUUUGGGAGAAUAGUUUUACUUAAUAUUUCAGCUUGACUAAGAUAUUUUAUGUUGUCCCACUUGGUUGGUAUGUUUUUGGCUUCCUAUGAAUGAAUGAAAGUGUGAAUCAGUUUGUGAAUGUCAUAUGCACUAUAUAGUCUUUUAAAUACCUAAAAUCAUCAUUGAAAAAGGCAUAACUCUUACAAAACCACAUAGUAAUCUAGCGUGUUCAAUUCUUACUACUUCUAUUUUGAAGCAUUAGUGCUAAUUAUUACAUUUAGUUUUUCCUUGGAGACUUAACCAAAAUCCAGUUGGUUAUGUCAGGUAACAAUUUUUGCUUUAAGUGGAUCACUACAGCAUUAAUAAAUGUCAUUUAGCCCUUAUUGUUAGUUAUAUUCUCAGUACUUGAUACUGCAGCUUCAUUCUGUAGUCAUUUUGCACUUAAAAUAAUUUUUAAAAAUACUUCGUGUAGGCCCAAAAGUUCAGACUUCUCUAUCAAAAUUUUGUCUUUCCUUUUAUUAGUUUAUUAUUACUAUAUUAUUUAUUAAACUGCUUUCCAGUAGUUUAGAGAAAUGCAUAUUUAAAUGUACCCAUUAAUAUUUGUUUAGGUAUUUUUAUCCUGUUUGGUUUUCUUGCUGUUUUAUUACAUGCUAUCACUGAAGUGCCUUUGUAGCACUCUUAAGUUAAAGUGUCUCACAGACUUGUCAUUGUCUUGAGAGUGAAAUUAACGCCUACAGGAAAACUUCAUUCUGGUACUGAUUUUCUAAGUUUCAUCUUCCUGUUGAAUGUUGUUUAACUUUUUGUUUCCUUCCCUCACGGAAUAUUUUCCAUUCAUUUUUCCAACUUUAGUUUGUGAUUCCUUUGUUCUCAUUGAUAUUUAAUGAUCGAAAUUUUUCAUCUGAAUUGGAUGCAAGAAAAUAACUAGGCCUAUGGCACUGAGAACUAAUCCAUUAUAAUUUUUUUUGUUGAAUACAUAUGGCCCUUUCUUUAGGGUUUUCAGCCCAUGUGACUUAAUGCCCCAUCUAGGACAUAUGUAGGCACAAGUGAAGUUAAAGUAAAAUUACAUCACAGGCACAUAUGCACACAGCAGCAUGAAAAUCUACUUUACUAUUCUUAUUGCAGAAGAAAGUAACAUUUUACCAGUGAUUUGUGUUUCAAAUGUUGGAAUCAAAAUUUUUUCUUGCUUUCUAAUAGGUCAUUUUGUUCAUGGUACUUUCUCUAGUCUAGAAAAAGUUGAGGCAGUAUUUUCUGUUUACUGGUUACUUCUAUAAGGUGAGAAAUUUAAUGGAGAGCUUUUGCUAAUAUCUCACCACUAAUUAACUUCUGAAGCAGAAUGUUAGUUUUUUUUUAAUCUUAUCCUUCAGGAGAACCAAGAGUUUAUUGUCUAAAAAUGUUAAAUAUUUCCUUCCCCUUAAAGGUCUUUAACUUUUUAUUCAUAAUGAUUCAACUGAGUUAAAUCUGAAACACUUCGCUAAUAUGUUGGGUUGGAAAGCUGGGAUAUACAUAUCAGGACCUCAAUUUAUUGUACAGUAAAUGUCUACAACCAACUGCAUAAUUUUACAACGGUGACCAGUCUAAGUUAUUACAUACUAAUACAAAAUUUAUUAGUGUUCAUCUGGAUCAUUGUGCUUUCAGAAAUGGUUGGUAACUGAAACUCCUAAAAGGAAAGUUUUCACUUGGUUACAAAAAAAAAAUUUCCAGGACUCUUAGAUUUCAAUGAUUUUUGAAUGCUGGAGUUUCUUUUUACCCCUUCAUGGCAGCUAAAAAUCACUUAAAAUAUUCAGGUUUACAUGCUAGCUUCCUCCUAUAGGGAGAUGUCAUACCUCACAGUUCAAGGUGCAUCCUGAAUUGCUAACAUUUUACUGACAUGUAGUUGUAAUUUACUAUGCAGCAAAAUUCAGAAAGUACAGCUUGUCUUUGUAAUGUGUUUAAAUUUAUUCUGCUUUUAACAAAAUGUAUCUUGGACAAAAUAUUGAGUGUAUAGGAAUGCCAUAGUGCAAGAGGCUACUAGUCCUCAUACAAAAUACUAAAAAUUUAUUUUGUGAAACUAUUAAACUCAGUACAAAAUA
Messenger RNA from Trichosurus vulpecula (common brushtail), 4597 nucleotides. It is a transcript of the gene STYX, whose product is annotated as serine/threonine/tyrosine interacting protein. The coding region runs from base 375 to 1046 and encodes 223 amino acids. The record is from RefSeq and is a predicted model, not a curated record. Gene Ontology annotation, cellular component: cytoplasm; nucleoplasm. Gene Ontology annotation, biological process: protein dephosphorylation; negative regulation of protein binding; negative regulation of SCF-dependent proteasomal ubiquitin-dependent catabolic process. Gene Ontology annotation, molecular function: F-box domain binding; protein tyrosine/serine/threonine phosphatase activity. The transcript has 11 exons. Lineage: Eukaryota; Metazoa; Chordata; Mammalia; Diprotodontia; Phalangeridae.